This is a messenger RNA of Adineta steineri, 1059 nucleotides long. NCBI's taxonomy places the organism in Eukaryota, Metazoa, Rotifera, Eurotatoria, Adinetida, Adinetidae. The record is from the annotation of a GenBank genome assembly.
AUGUUUUUAGCUCAAUAUUAUAAUUCUGAAAAAGUUUUACAUUAUCUUGGAACAUUAUGCACUGUUGGUACAUUAUAUGUACCUAUAUUUUUAAAAUAUCAUUCAUCUGAAAUUGUAUUUGCUAAUGCAUUAGUCAGUAUUUUUUCUGCAGUAACAGGAUUUUUAUUUGCAUUAAAAAUUCUUGAACUUACUUUUACAUAUGAAUGGUCUCAACAAAAACAAAUAACAUUAAAACAAAUUUUAAUCGAUUUUUCAACAUUUCCAUUAUAUAAAUAUGAACCGGAACCAUAUUUAUUAAAAUCAAAAUCUAUUCAUCCAACAUUUUUAAAUCAUAUAAAUUAUCUUAUUCUUGGUACUAAUGAUGAUCAAUUAUCUGCUCAUCGACAAAAUAGUUUAAUUAUAUUACGUGGUUUAUUUCAAAUGAUAUGUUUACAUAUUCUUCUUCAUUUUACACCUUAUUCAGUGCUUCGUCUUCAUAGUCGAAAUGCAACAUUUUUUUCUUUAACUCAUUUUCUAAUAUAUGCACUUUAUGGAUUUAUAUUUUAUUUUGCGCUUGGUAUGAUAAUUAAUAUAGUAUUUGGUUUUAUGGGUUUUUUCUGGAAUAUUCAUAUACGUUCUGUAUAUCCAGGUUAUCCAUUUUUACCAAGAGGUAUUCAUGAUUUUUGGUCACGCCGUUGGAAUAUAUAUAUUAAAACAAUUCUUCAUCGUAUUGCUUUUAUUGCUUUACCAAAAUUAACAGGUUUUAAUAAGAAAUCAAAUGUACGAAUGAUAAUUGCUGGUAUAUUUGCAUUUUUUGUAUCUGGUCUUUUACAUGAAUUUAUGUAUACAGUAUCAAUGAAUCGAUGGUCUGGUGGUAAAUAUAUGCUGUUUUUUCUUAUUCAUGGUAUGUUUGUUGGAAUUGAACUUAGUCUUCAAGGACUUCUCAAACGAAAGCAAUUAUUUCCAGCAUUUGUUGGGUGGGCUUAUACAAUAAUUGCUUUAUAUUCUACAAGUCAUCUUUUUUGUGAUCCAUGGAUUGAAGCUGAUUGUUUUGCAACAUUAAAAACAUAUUUAGGAUAG